AUGUCGCUCAUUAAGCGGAACAAACCGCUGAAAUUGAAGAAUUGGUCGGAUGGAACUGAAACAAUCGACGUGCUGCAUUCCAUUGCUGGGGGAAAAAGUACUUGCUCCCAGAAAGUAUGUCAGGGCAGUUUGAUGAACACUGCCAUUCCGACGAAUUCCGUCGUGAAUCAGCUGAGAUCUGCAGAAGAAAAAUUGGCCGAUGCCGAGAAAUUCUUGGACGAAUAUUACGAAUCGGCAAAAAGAAAAAAUUCCGAGGAACAUAUUCGACGAUGGAAAGAAGUUAAAGCUGACGUGGAAUCAAAAGGAUAUUACGAUUUGAGGCUGCCGGAAUUAGCAUAUGGUGCGAAAUUAGCUUGGAGAAACGCUUUGCGUUGCAUCGGGAGAAUUCAGUGGUCGAAAUUACAGGUUUUCGACUGCAGACACGUUACAACUCCGUCUGGAAUGUACGUCGCUCUUCUGAAUCACAUCAAGUAUGGCAUGAACAACGGAAACAUUCGGUCAGCAAUCACGGUUUUCCCACCUCGUGUAGCUGGUAGAGAGGACAGUCGAAUGUGGAAUGGCCAAAUUGUUUCUUUUGCAGGGUACACUCAACCCGAUGGGUCGAUUGUUGGUGAUCCUGCCAAUGUCGAAUUCACGGAGGUUUGUCAGAAGUUGGGCUGGAAAGGAAAAGGAGGUCGUUUCGACAUUCUUCCGCUGGUAUUCUCAUGUCACGGACAUGAUCCUGAAUACUUUGAGAUCCCUCCAGAACUCGUCGACAUUGUCAAAAUGUCGCACCCUGAGUACAAAUGGUUCAAAAGUUUGGGCCUCGAAUGGUACACUCUUCCGGGCGUAUCCAAUAUGUUAUUCGACUGCGGCGGAAUGGAAUUCCCUGCGGCGCCUUUCAACGGAUGGUACAUGUCUACUGAAAUCGCUGUCAGAGAUUUCUGCGAUCCGCAACGGUACAAUGUCCUGGAGGAAAUCGGCAAAAAAAUGGGCCUCGACACUAGCACCCCGGCGAACCUAUGGAAAGACAGGGUCGCUUUGGAACUGAAUGUAGCUGUUUUGCACAGCUUCCAGCUGAGUGGAGUGACCAUUGUGGAUCAAUACACGGCUGCGGACUCAUUCAUGAAGCACUUGAGGAAUGAGAACCGCGUUCGUCGAGGAUGUCCCGGGGACUGGGCCUGGAUUGUGCCUCCUAUGUCUGGGUCUCUGACUCCAGUUUUCCAUCAGGAGAUGGCCUUGUAUUAUUUGAGACCGUCUUACGAAUACCAG
Messenger RNA from Notodromas monacha, 1251 nucleotides. The record is from the annotation of a GenBank genome assembly. NCBI's taxonomy places the organism in Eukaryota, Metazoa, Arthropoda, Ostracoda, Podocopida, Cyprididae.